Messenger RNA from Biomphalaria glabrata, 6035 nucleotides. RefSeq names its product zinc finger CCCH domain-containing protein 13-like. Bases 71 to 2608 code for a protein of 845 amino acids. The record is from RefSeq and is a predicted model, not a curated record. Gene Ontology annotation, molecular function: protein binding. The transcript has 6 exons. Lineage: Eukaryota; Metazoa; Mollusca; Gastropoda; Planorbidae.
AGUUCAGGUACUCUUUUGUCAAUGUGUCACAGGUAAGCUAGGGACGGGACGCCAGGGUUUAUUUUCCAAAAUGGCAGUUCAUGCUUGGCCACGGAACCUUCAUUUCCUGGUUUCGUUUUUUUUGCUUGUAUCAUCUCCAUUGACUGUGAGAUGUUUAGAGCAGUUCUAUGGUACAUGUGGCUCCACCUAUGACUUGAUGCAGACGAACACACAGUCUGCUAUACUAAAGGUGGACAUGCCAUCUGACAUGAAGAUGUAUCAGGACCCAACAAGAGAUAUCAAGUGUGAUAUUAUUUUGACCUUCACCCAUGGCAUGAACCUUCUGAUUGAUCUUUACUUUGUGGAUAUCAUCCCACUAUCCAAUGACAGAAAGUCUUGCCCAACUGGACUGGAGAUAUUUGAUCAAACAGGAAGAAAAUAUUUUGGUAGCCGUAUAUGUAUGGAGGCCUGGGAAUGGGAAGAGAAACAUCAACAGGCAGCAUAUAAACCAUUGGUUGUUGAAAGCUCACCUCUCACUUUCCGUUUAGUUAGUGACGGACCCUACAAGGGUCAAGGUUUCAGGGUGCAUUUAAAUCAGUUUAGACCUUACUGGCCUUGUUUUACAAGAGAGUUCAGGUGUGAGCAGGUACAGCGAUGUGUACAUGAUGAUCUGACCUGUGAUGGCUGGGAUGACUGUGGUGACUUCUCAGAUGAGAGAGUGAAUGCCGGCUGUCACCUUUUGACCCCAUCAGAAAUAUGUGGUAUCAUUAUUGGAGCAAUACUUCUUAUAGCCACUGGUGUUGUAACUGUCUGGUUUGUCAUUACAUACACGAGAUUAUCUAAAGAGUUUGGGUUGAAGAUAUCUGAAUCAAAGAUGCCUAUUGCUCUAAAUGAAUCCAAGGCCAGUAUAGAUCCCAGCUUGACAUUCCCACGUCGAUACAACUCUAAAGAGUCACUUAGCAAAAUUUCUCGCUCCACUGCUCCUACGGCAGCAAACAAGUAUUACUCUAACAAUUCCUUGGAUAAGGCAGAUUUAGAAAAGGCUGAAAGCCUUUUACUUGGUUACAGAAUGACAAAUGACAACAUGUCUGAACGCUCCUAUAGAUCCAACCCUAAGAAGGCUUUGAACAAUACAAAUCAAAACGAUGUCAUUGCUGAACCUAUUCAGAAAACUGGCCAAUACUCUGCAAGAAGGGGGCGUAAUGCUUCCCAGACAAGUCUUAAUCGCGAAAAGGGUAACCCACCCUUUGAAAAUGGCCAAGAAAAAGAGAGGAGAUCUCAAGAGAAAGAUGGCAGCGAUGAUGACAGACGCAGAAGACGAAGUCGGGAUAGGAGUCCACGUAGGGACAGAUAUUACAGUGAUGAUGACAGUGACUAUGAUUACUAUCGAGGUCGCAGGCAUCGUAGGCGAAGCUAUGAUCGCUAUAGUGAUGAAGAUAGUGAUUACGAAAGAGAGAGUAGGCGCAGGAGCAGAGAUAGAUACAGAGACAGAUAUGAUGAUGAUAGUGAUCAAGAUUCUGACCGAGCCUACAGACGCAGAGACAGCCGUGAAAGGGAUAGAUACCGAGAUGAUGACAGGGGGCGUGAUAGUCGUGACAGAGAUAGAUACAGAGAUGAGGAUAGAGAUAUCCGUGAAAAGAGCAGAGACAGAGAUGAUGAUAGGAGGCGUGAUAGCCGUGAGAGGGACAGGUACAGAGAUGAGGAUAGAGAGCGUAGAAGCCCUCCAGAUGACAAAAGACGAAGCCCUGAUGAUGAAUAUGAUGAUGAUCGUCGUAGGCGACAUCAAAGAAGCAGAAGUGGAGACAGAAAGAGAGAUUCCUACGAUGAUGAUGACAGGAGAAGAAACCGCGGGAGAAGUCCUGACAGGCGGCGAAAUUACUCACCACCACCUUACCCAGGCCAGAAAGAAAAUGUUGGGCCUGGUGAUGAUGCUCCUCUUCCACCGCCUCCUUCUGGUGAAGAAAUUCAUCGUAUGGAAUUGGCCAAGCAACUAGCUGAUCAAGCAAAAUCAGCAGGGCAACCCUCAAAAGCAAAGUUGGAUUCUGCUCAAAAACCAAAAGAAGAAAUUCCUAAAAUACCAGAUUUACCCAAAUAUGAACCUCAGAAGUCUGUGACCGAAGUUCAGAAAAGGGAACAACCUAGAUUGGAAUCUGAGCCUUCUAGAUCAUCUAAGGCUCCAUCAAGGCAGUCUCAUGAACCAUCAAAGCGUCAGAAUGAUCCUCCAAAACAGACAUAUGAUCCACCAAAACAGACAAAUGAACCUCCAAAGCAGACAUACGAUCCUCCAAAGCAGACAUACAAUCCUCCAAAACAGACAUAUGAUCCUCCAAAACAGCCUUCUGCUCCAAUACAAGAUCCUUCUGAACAACUCAAAGCUGUUUCUGAUCCACCCAAGUCUCGCUGGGAACCACCAGCUAAGAAACGAGAGCCACAAAGACAACCACCUGAACCAAUAGAUGAAAAUGUUCGCAAGCGCAACACCACUGACAGAAGAGAAAGGUACUCAAAGAACCGCUGGACACCCAAAGAGAACAAUCGUAGCCAAGAAUCACCUCCACCAGAAUAUGAGGAUGUAUCUCUGCCGCCAACAACUAAUAUAAAAAUAAACUACAGAGAGGAGUCUGUAUAAUGUUAGCAGUAGAAAAUGUUGAGCGCCAACUUUACAUUGAACUAAAAAUUUGACAGAAAUCAAUAAUAGUUUUGAACCUAUUAGUUUUUAUACUUUCCUUUUUUACAGUUAGCUUAUAAACUCGUCAAAGUGGCAGCACUUUAAGCAGUAAACAAUUUCUAGUAUGUUUACCUUGGCCUUAAUUAGUAUGCUUCAAUACUUUUGUAAAUACUGACUUUCCCUCCUAGUCUAGCUUUGAAGUUUUGCAUUUUAUGUUAGACUUUGUGGUUAAUGCAUUAGAAUCUGUCCCAAAGUUAGGUCUCUCCAUCAAUGCUCAAGACUAUAUUGUUACCUCAUUACAUGACAUUACAGGAUAUAGGUCAUGGUUAUUGUUAAUUAUAUUUAUUCAACUUGUUGGGACCAGCAAUGGAGAUUUAAUAAAUGAUUCAUUUUUCAUAUUUAAAAAAAAACUACUUCAUAAUAAAACAAUAAGCCAUAAUAUACAUGAAAAAAAUAUAACCUGAUAUCUAAGCAUUUUUAUAUUAUUUUUGCAUAUUGAUUUUUUAAAAUAGUAUAUUUCUUUACUUUGUGUAAUUUUUUAUUUUUUAUUUUGUAAAUAAUUUCAUGCCCUAAUUUUUUCCACUGUACAUAAGUUAAAUAUGUUUAAAAAAAUAAAUGACUCUGUGUUACCAUGGUAAUGAUGUAAAACUACUGCAAUAUAUGACCUUUUUUUUUCUUCUUGUACAUUUCUAAAUGUUGUAGGAAUUCUCUUUUCUAGAACACAAGCGGUGUUUACAAACAUCUGAAAUGCCCGACAAUUCUUCAGAUACAUUAAUUAGCGUUACUUCUUCUGGUUCUCAACAAUUUUAUUGUUUGUGACCAAGUUUUAUCUUUCCAAGCUGUGAGAAAAGAAAGUUGGCCAAACCCAGCCACAUCAGUUAAAAUCCUGGCAUACAAAGGUAACUUUAUAAUGUGCCUCAAAUUUUAUAACAAAAUUUUUUCUUCUUGUGCUUAUUUCACUCGCAAUGUAUAGUGUCUAGUUACGAUCACAUACCAGUAGAUCAAUGACCUGUAAACUUUGCUGGUGCUCGGCUAGUGUCCUCUUUUUAUAGUCCAAUCUCUUUUACUGCUAGAAAAAACUAUUGGAUAAUGCCAUUAAAUUGUUUUUUUUUUUUUGCUUAUUGUAGUCGCUCAUUUCUUUCGUUUAGAUCUAAAUAUUAUCAGCAAUUUUAGGGACUUUUUGGAGGGUUCAUAAACUCACAAGCUGAUUAGUAGCAGUAACUGCACCUUUCAAUGCAAAACUGAAGUUGGCAUAUAUAAUUCUUAUUAAAAAAAAAUAUGUUUCUGGCAUAAAAGACAAAAAUAUUUUUAAACUUAUGUUUUAUAUAUAGUAUUAUAUUUUAUACUGAUAGUAUUAAAUACAAUUCCCAACAGUUAACAAAAUAGCAUCUAAGCUGUUAUCUUAGUAAGCUAUUCUGAAGAAUACAAAUACAUAUCAUAAUAUAUAUGUAUAUAUAUAUAUCUUUGUCAUUGCUAUGUAUAUUUUUAACACACUCUGACCUAAUUCUAGUUUAGUUUCUGUACAAAGCCUUCCUAUAAUGUAAGAAGUAUAAUCAUUAACUGUUUUUUUCUUCUCAACUUGACAAAGCACAUUUCAGCUUCUAGUAUUUACUAUAAAAAUUAAAUGGACUGUGGUAUAAAUGACAUUGAUUAGACUUAACAGGCAUGGACACUAUUUGGUGUACAAUAUAUAGUGUACAUAAUGGAAACAACACUAGAACGAUAAAGUGUUUUGUCAAGUUACCAUUAUACAUUUUGUAUAAAUAGACAUGGCUUCACACCAAUCAUGUUUACUGUUUUAAAUCUCUAAAUGUACAUCAACAUUCCAAGCUUGUUAGGAUGCCAAUCAUGCCAUAGAUAUAAAUGUUUUGUAUAUAGUAUGACAUUUCUAUUUCUGCAUAUUAUGGUGUAUAUAUUUGUAUUUAAUAUUCCUUUUAAUACCUCUGUAUUUACACAAUACAAGUUGAACAAUUACAUUCCAUGUUUUUUAUUCACAACUUUUGUACAAGAGGCAAUCUCAGACAGCAAUCUGCUACAGAUUUUUAUUUGUUCUUUAUUUUUAAUCUUUUUUCCACUGUUUUAUGACAUUUGGCUUUAUGUGUAUAUUUCAUAGGCUUAAAUAAAGUUGAUUUAAAUUUCUAAUUCUCAAAAGACAAAAAAAAAUGUUAGGAAAUAUGUGAUAAGUAGUCAUUGAUUCAAAUGUAUGACUAGAUUGACACAUAAAAUGCCUAGGACGUAAUCAUCUUCUUUUUUGACGUAAUGUCUUUAAUGUAAUGUAUAAGGUAACUUCUGAUGUUACAGCCUGGUUGUUUGGUAUGUCCUCUGGACUGUUGUUGUAAUGGUCCUGGGUUUGAACCUAACCAACUGCAUUCCCCCACAGUUAUGGGGUGAGGUUUUGGUCAGAAUGUAAUCUCAGAACAUUUGAAUUAUGUAAAACUACACAAAACAGAUGAUUUUAUGCCUGGGGACUUGAGUUGUUUUUAACUAGUAUAAGCUGGUCUUGAUAAAUGAAUUAAAGCAGCUGUGGUUAUCCUAUGUGUUUCUUGAUAAAUGAAUUAAAGCAGCUGUGGUUAUCCUAUGUGUUUCUUGAUAAAUGAAUUAAAGCAGCUGUGGUUAUCCUAUGUGUUGGUGUUGAUUAAUAAUAAUAAUAAUAAUAAUAAUCUUUAUUAUCCGUAAGGAAAUUUGUCUUACAAUUUGUGCAUUACUUUCAUCUUGAAUGAUUAGUAAAAUACUAGUACAGCCAAUUACUCUUUUUUCUAGUCUAUAGUCAUGUUAUUAGACCACAUGUAGUUAUUAGUGUUCCCAACUUAAAAUUCAGUUUGUCAGGGUACCAGUAGCAGAAAUAAAUGAACUGAAACAAGGAGAUGAAGGAAAUGAAAUCUGAAUGUUAAAGUGAAUUUAAUAAACUUAGUCUAAUACAGUUUCAGUUUUGAUUCUAUUUUAGCCUCCUAAUAUCUAUUCUAUUUUUUUUUCCGUUUUUAAUUUCAGUUUCAGAAUAUCCAUAUUAGUUCAUUAAAAUAGUUUGAAACAACAAAAUCAUUUUGACUCUCGAGUCAGUUUCUAAUGCUAAUUACUUAUUUAUUCUUCGAUCAAUGUUCUCUUUAUUUCUUUACUACCGAACUUACACAAACUAGAACAAAACCCAAAGUUUGGAUCUACAUUCUGUAAACUGUCCAAAUAAAAGUUACUCGAGUAAAUGAUCCAAAUCACCAGCUCUGGCUAUUUUUUACUAUUAGAAAAAUUUGAAGGCUAGACUGUAAAUAUUACUAUGACUGUCACUGAACUCUUCAAUGUAAUUGAACAUGGCUGUUUUUUUUAUUUUUUUAUUACUAACCUUUCUGUUGCUAUUAACAUUUUUUAUUUUUGUCAAUAAAAUCCAAGAAUGAUG